Messenger RNA from Oppia nitens, 2465 nucleotides. RefSeq lists its product as uncharacterized. The coding region runs from base 151 to 2424 and encodes 757 amino acids. The transcript is spliced from 5 exons. NCBI's taxonomy places the organism in Eukaryota, Metazoa, Arthropoda, Arachnida, Sarcoptiformes, Oppiidae. The record is from RefSeq and is a predicted model, not a curated record. Gene Ontology annotation, molecular function: protein-folding chaperone binding.
AUAUCAAUUAGCCUACAUUUUGUUAUUUCAUUGUUUUGAAUUUUGUAAAAAAUUGAUUUUAACUUAUAUAAUAGUGUAUAAUAUUUAUAUACUUGUUAGAGUAGCAAUAAAUAAUUAAUUAUUUCAUAAUUAUAUUAUAAUUUAAUAAAAAUGGCGGCAAAAAAUGCCGAAGAAGUGGAUUCGAUGGAUGAAAUCAAUUCAAUAUUAAAUGAUUUCAAUGAAUUAAAUGAAGAAGUGAUUGAAUUUAAAGGAACCGAUCGUAAUAUGAAAUACCGAUUUUUGGACGAAAUGUUAAGCAAUUGUAUGACUAGACUGUUGACUAUCGAUAAAGACGGCAACGAAACGGUCCGUAAGCUAUGCGAGGAUACUGUUGUCGCCAUUCAGAAGUGUAUGGAUUUGUUGGACAAGAAGUUAGUCGACAAUAAUGAGACAAAACUAAGUAAUACUGAAAUCAAUGACAAAUGGAUAGCCCAGAUGUCGGCUACGGAAUCAAUUGAUGUGAACAUAGAGAAACAAAACAAUAACAAUAAUAAAUCAAUAAACGAAAAGAAAAAUCAGCCACAGAUAACACUAUUAUUAUUGGGUGAGACCGGUGUCGGCAAAUCAACAUUUAUUAAUGCAUUUGUCAAUUAUAUGAUAUUUGACAAAAUGAAUGAUGCGAUUAAUAAAUUGAUUUGUUUGAUACCAACAAAGUUCACACUAACCGAUCCGGAAACUGAUUUGGAUAAGGAGUGUACGUUUGGUACACCAAAUGAUUCAGAAAAUACUAAGAAAACCAGUGAAUCUGCGACACAAUACCCCCGAUGUUAUACAUUUGAUUUUGGCGACUAUCGGCUCAAUAUUAUCGAUACGCCCGGUAUAUGCGAUACUGACGGUCUGGAUAAAGACAAACGAAAUAUACAGAAUAUUUUGAAUUUUAUAUCAAAUUAUAAUACUAUUAAUGCUAUUUGUUUGCUAUUAAAGCCAAAUCAGUCGAGAGGUACCACUCAGUUCAUGUAUACUAUAAACGAGUUAUUGUCUCAUUUGAACAAAUCGGCCGCCGAUAACAUAAUGUUUGUCUUCACCAAUGCUCGGAGCACUUUCUACGCACCGGGAGAUACUAUGGUACCGCUGAAGGCUGCACUGGAAAAGAUCAAACUGAGUCCGCCAUAUGUUAGGAUCAAGUUUGACAAAACCAAUAGAUUUUGUUUCGAUAACGAAUCGUUCCGUUAUUUAGUAGCCGUCAGUCAACCAAAUAAUGUUAUGUUUGAUGAAGAUAUUCAAAAAUUAUAUGGAAAUAGUUGGGAAAGAUCAGUUAAUGAAUGUUUACGAAUGAUGACAUAUAUUACUGAUGUAAAGCCACACAAUGUUAAGGAUACUCUAAGCGUCAAUGAAGCCAAACGUACCAUCAAAUUGUUGACACAACCGUUGGCUGAUAUCAGCAAAAAUAUUGCCGACAAUAUCAACGAAUGCGAAAUACGAAAGAAAAAAAUGGAAGAAUUUGAUGGCAAUAUUGAAGAACUAAAACGCGAACUCUUUAUACCAGUUGUCGAGAUUGAGUCGACACCGUUAGACUAUCCGAUGACUGUUUGCGAAGAUAGGAAUUGUGUUGAGAUUGUGGUGAUUGACGGCCAGACAUUCAAACAUUAUCGGCAAUUAUGUCACGAACAUUGCAACCUAAGAUUUGACGACGGAAAUGUUGUCGGAAAUGUCGGUAUAUUAGGCUGUAUUGCAUUCAAUGAUAAUUUCAAAAAAUAUGAUAAUUGUCUACACUGUGGACACAGCUAUAAAACACACUUACAUGUCAGAUACGAGACCAGAAAAGUCGACUCAGAGCGCAGAGAUGAGUUCAAAUAUAGCCUAAUUACUGAUAAACAGCAGGCAUUGAUAGCACAAAAGGAAAUUGUAGCAAAAUUGGCGGACAGACAAAUUGAAUUUGAAAAUGAAAGCAAAGUUAUUAAUGAAUGUAUGGCAGAAUUUGCCGCUUUUCUUAAACACAACGCAUUGACCCCAUUUAACGACGCUUUCGAGGAUUACGUCAAACAUCUGAUUAAAGUCGAAGAAUACAAUGUGUCACUCGUUCCGGAAGAAAGUAAACAAUCGGUGGAACAAUUGGAACAAAUGCUAAAACAAUAUCAACACGAAAAGUGUGUUAUUUUGGAUUCAAUGAAAAAGGGAGACAAGUAUUCAGCCGUUACUUUGGAUGACAUUAACAAUUCAGUGAAUAAAUUGUAUGAAUUGCCUAUUUAUGGCCAAAAGAUACAGCAGUUAAUGAAUAUGCAAUUAAUGAUUGGCCACAAAGUAUACAGUAAUUUUCAACAACAUGUCAUUGAAGUGCCGGUCAACACAAAUAAGAGUAUUGUUAAAAGUGUUCAAAAUGUGGCCAAUAAAGUUACCAAAAGUGGUAAAAUUGUUUAUAAAACUUUCAAACAAUUUUUCUUAUAAAAUUAUAAAUAUUACCAAUUUUAUUCACACACACACACACA